Molecule: messenger RNA, 760 nt
Organism: Python bivittatus (Burmese python)
Lineage: Eukaryota; Metazoa; Chordata; Lepidosauria; Squamata; Pythonidae
Product: cystatin-2-like
Cellular component (GO): vesicle; cytoplasm
Molecular function (GO): cysteine-type endopeptidase inhibitor activity
Source: RefSeq, a predicted model, not a curated record
CAUGUGGAAAAGGAAAGCGCAGGGCGGGCUGCGAGCAGAUCGAGAGACGGCUCGGCUGCGAGGAGCGUAGGGCCGGCGGAGAAAGAUGGCCUUGUCGCGGCGGCUUUUGGUGUGUAGCAUACUCUUGCUCAGCUGUCUCUGUAAGCAGGCGCUGCUGCAGAGGCUCCCCGGUGGACUGACGGAGGCUUCCCUGGAGGACCCCGGCGUGCGUCGGGCCCUUCAGUUCGCCAUAAAUGAGUACAACAGAGCCAGCAAUGACAUGUAUAGUAGUCGCGUGUCCGAAGUCGUCAGAGUCCAAACGCAAGUUGUCAGCGGACUAAAGUAUUACUUCACUGUUAAGGUUGGGAGAACAGUUUGCCGUAAGGGAGUAAGUGAUCUUGAAAACUGUGCACUUCAUGAAGGACCUAAUCUGGCAAAGACUAUGACUUGCAAUUUUGAGGUUUACAGUAUUCCUUGGAUGAACAGUAUUUCCCUUCAAAAAAGUAACUGCGCCUAAAAACAUAUUUGUGUCCUACAAGACAGCUUUCUGCUAUUCUGAUCCUGUUUCUCUAAUCAAGAUGAGUAUCAAUCCAGAUACAUUCUCAAGUGAGAAUUGUUGCCGCUAAUUCAGCCAUGCUUAUAUAUACAUGAAGCAAAUAAAUUCAUGUAGUCUUCCUUUUAGAAUACUGUAUAAACUUGUCAUCUUAUUUCACAAGCAUAGUUUGUAUCAUAGUUAAUUAGCAGAGAAAAUCACAUUAAAGUUUUUCUUGUCAAAUAUUAA